UUUAAUCGAAUGAUGCAUGUUUAUUGAGUCAAUUGAAGUCUGAUCAACUUUUCCUGAUUCCUGCUGCAAUCUGAGAUAGAUAGAAUCUGAUUAGGUUUCUAGAGUCUCAUCAUUCGGUAGUAGGAGAUUGGCUAUACGAGAGUUAGCCAGUUUACUGCUUUGUACUGGAAUCCAAUUCCAGUAGUGGAGUUCUGUGCUUAUUGCUUCAGCUUUCUAUCCCGGUGAAGACUAGUCGUCUGCCGGAUAGUUAGACUGAGAGGGCUUGGUCAGCUUAAGAGAUUCCAAGCUAUUGUCGGAUCUUCCGCAGUUUAAUCAACAGUAAAUCAACCAAAAGGAAUUACAACUUGGACCUAACUAAGGAUCUAGGGGGAAUCAUACCUAAGUGAGUUCCCAAACUGUAAUUAGUAGUUUAACUUAGUUUAGUUAGUAGAGUAGUUUAGUUAAUCAAUCCUUAAUCUAGUCUGCUAGAUAAUGAACUGAAGCUGAGUAAUAGUAACUCUAGAGACCCGUGGAUUCGAUAUUUAUUACUUGUGCCACUAUACUGCAGUCCCUUUCAUUGGUUACACUUGGCCAUUGUUAGGUGUUGUGUUUUAGAGCAUCAAGUUUUUGGCGCCGUUGCCGGGGACUUUCAAGAUUAUUAGGAAAGGCAGAAGUUUGUUACUUUAGCAUUUUUCUUUUCUUUUCCACCCUUGCUUUUCACUUGGGUGUUUUUUUUGUUUUUGUUGGUGCAGAUCUGAAUCAUGGAUCCUCAUGGCUUCUCCAACCAUUGGGGGUAUCCACCACCAACCGAGUGGUAUUACCCCGAGACUCUCUGGAGAAAUCAAGGAGGAGAAGACUAUGGAUUCGGGUUCCAGUACCAACCCCCUUACUACGGAGAACAAUCAGACCCCUGGGCAUAUCAAGAACAAUCUCAUUACCAAGAAGACUUUCUCCCACAACCAGAAGGGCCAUCAGAGCUGGAGUUAGCCAUGGAGGCCUUAACGGGCCACUCUGUAGAGCCAUGCUACACUUCACUGGAGGAUCCGAACGAACAAUUAAGGCUUCUCGUGGAGCAGUUUGCUCGAGACACUGAGAAAUCAUGCUCUAAGAUGGAUCUUCAAAUCAAAGCCCUUGCCACUUUCGAUCCCUCAUUUCUCCAUGAUAUGGAGGAGACUGUUCAGCGCUCAGCGAAGCAAACAUAGUGGGUGAAGCAAGUUUGCUCGCAUCUUGCCCAAGAUCACCUUUCUGCUACCACGCUAGAAGAGGUGGAGGAUGACAAAGGCUAUGGGAGCGUUGAGGAGCAUACAGAAGUUAUCACAGAGAACCCCCAUGAUAAUCAUGAUCAGGAAAGUCCUUUGGUUGCAGACCACAUCUUUCCUCAUUUAUGCUCUAACAUGCUGGGCCCGUGCGAGGAGAUGCAAGAUGAUCCCAUUGAAGAAAUUGCUUGGCGACUUGCUCUCCAAUCUGUUCUAGAAGAAGAAGAGUGAGCAAGGAUGAGGAAGGAAGUUGUGGAUGAUGAGGAAGAAAGAAAAGAAGAGGUGGUUCUUGAUCUUUUCCCAGGGGAGAGACCACAUUUUGAAGAAGAAAGGGGGGUUGAGGGAGCAAUUGGUGUCCAGGCUGAGGAUGAAGUUGAGGUGGAAGAGGCUUGCACCGGCCCUAUGUUACAUUUGAUAUCUCCACCAAACUUCGAGGAGCUACUUGGCAAGGACCCAUUUGCAGUGUCUCUUUGCCAGACCAAGGCCACAUCGACAUCGGCCCCUCUUGGUGGACGCGAUGGUGGCCAAUCGAUGCUGUCAUAUCUGGUUUGGGGCAAUGAGACGAGAGAAGAGAAGAAGAGGUCUCGAGGGUGGAGACUUCAUCUGCAUCAAGUACAUGAGCCUUCAUCACCUGCCACACCACAUGCUCGUGACUUGAGAUUCCACCUCAUCGACGAGAACCUCAACUUCAAGGAGGUUCUAGCAUGGACCGAAACUUAGGAGCCAUCGUCCGGCUCACGACAUGAAAGAAGCGCUUGUUGGGAGGCAACCCAACCAGUCGGUUUGCAUUUCUUUCUCUAUUUCUCCUCGGUUGAGUCAGUUUUGCUAUAUGAUUUUAGAGUCAAUAACUCAACCUUUGUGAGAUUUUGUGUGGUGUUUGUGUUCUGAUUACUCUCUCUUCCUGGAAUGCACUGCCUGACCCGUACAUCAUCAUUCACCCUUGAUCUGGUAACUUCGUUCUACCCUCCUUAUCUUUCCUCCAUUGAGGACAAUGUCAUGCUUAAGUGUGGGGGGGUGUUCGAUUAUGUAUGCGGGUGAAUGUUUGGCUGUUUGUGUGCUUGGAGCCUAGUUCACUGUCCAAAUUUUUAAAUGUGAGGGCUCCAAGUAUGUGUUUCCUUGCAAAUUGCCUGCUCAGUAUGCUUUGAAUUGACAGUCUCUAUAGUAAUGUGCAACCUAGGGAGGUAGUGUAGCACUAUGGACGAUGUUGAAGUAUAAGAUUUUUCCUAUCUAGCUCUCUGUUGUGCCAGUUGAUUUUGUGAAUUAGUGGAGCUAAGACCGUUGAAUUCAUGUGGUAAUGGUGACUCUGUUUGGAUUAUGUUAUGGACUCGUGUAUCGAACAGGGUGCUCAUACGGAAAAUGGGAAGCAGUUGGUCCUCCAUGUCAAAAUCAUUAAAUCUUAAACAUGGGGUAAGUCCAACGUGUGCGGCACCGUUCAUUGCACAAAAUCGAGUUUUGGAAGAGAUUUUAGUGAUCCUUAGUGGGGUACUCCUACAAGGUGAAGCUAAGUUGUCUCUAGUACAAGUAAAACUUCCACCCGUUGAACGGUUUGCCUACUUGAGGAUGUGUUUUUAAGGGCACGGAUAGAGCUUCCGACCCCCCUUAAUUUCAUUGACCCUCCACACGAGUUGAGUAAAAGGAGUUAAAAGAAGUACUCUGGCGAGCUCCAGAUGUAGAUAAAUUGCUCUUGCUCGACUAAUAAGGGUCGACCGUGCAAAAGACUGCAGUUGGAACCCCACCAAAUGAAAGAAAAAAUGUAAAUGAAAGUGAGAAAAAGGGGUUCCAACGGUGAAAUGAAGUGAAAGAGCACCCCGGUACAACGAAUCCUUGGUUGUGAAUAGUGUGAGUCCCUUUAUCCAUGAAUUGACUGUCUUACUUCUACUUUUUCUCAUGAUCCUGGCUUGAGUCUAGUACUCGCAUUGAGAGAGAUAGGGAACGUCUUAGAAGACCAGUUGACCUCGUAAGCUGCUAUAUGAUCUAGGAAAUCCUCUACCGACGAUCGGGGUUGUAUGUUGCUAUAGAGCUCUGGAGAGCUGCAUUGGUUUGAGUUAGGUUUGCUUGGGGACAAGCAAACAGUUAAGUGUGGGGGGGAUUUGAUGACUCGGUAUUUGCACAUGUUUUCCCCUUUGUUUCUUGAUUGUUUGAGCUUGAAUUAUCGUGUCUUUGGCCUAUUUUACGCUAGUUUGUGUUCCUUUGUAACAUUUCAGGUCCUAGCACAUAAAGUGAAGCAUAGGCGCAAGUUUCAAGUCAAUCAGAGAUCAAUUGACGAUUCGGGAGAAGAAACUCGGGUAUGACCUGAAGAAGAAUGGAUUUCUACCUCACUUUAUGGACAAAGAAUCAUGCAAGCUUGUCAUGAAAAGAAAGAGGACGAGACUACGAGCGUCUGGGAUCAAACGGCGACUGAUUCAGAGUCCGGACGAGGGAGAAACGAAGCAUUAAACAGAGGCUGAGCAAGCCACACGGGCACAACCCACACGGCCGUGUGACCUGGCCAUGUUGCCGUGUGGAAAUCACCGAGCUUUCACACGGGCAGCUGGGAAAGCCACACGGCCGUGUGGCCUGGCCGUGUGAGUCGGGAAUUGCUGUUUAAAACCCGAUUUUCAGCAAAAGGAAAGGAGGAGAGCUGGGUUUUGGAUCCCAAACACCCAAGGGACGAACCCUAGAGAGAGAGAGCGACUUGGGAACAUUCUUGGAGCUAUUUUGGAGGAUUUCUUCGCCAUUGGAGCUCGGGUAUCAAGCUUGGAGAUGGAGAUUGAAGAUCUAGAUCAGAUUUCUGCAGUCUCUCUCUUCUCUAUGGAGUAACUUCCCUUCACUUAGGUUUUGAGGAACCUUAGUUCCAUGAGUUAGGAUAUUUCUUGUAUAAAGUUUUGGAUGCUAUAUUGUUUGAUUUUAAUCGAAUGAUGCAUGUUUAUUGAGUCAAUUGAAGUCUGAUCAACUUUUCCUGAUUCCUGCUGCAAUCUGAGAUAGAUAGAAUCUGAUUAGGUUUCUAGAGUCUCAUCAUUCGGUAGUAGGAGAUUGGCUAUACGAGAGUUAGCCAGUUUACUGCUUUGUACUGGAAUCCAAUUCCAGUAGUGGAGUUCUGUGCUUAUUGCUUCAGCUUUCUAUCCCGGUGAAGACUAGUCGUCUGCCGGAUAGUUAGACUAAGAGGGCUUGGUCAGCUUAAGAGAUUCCAAGCUAUUGUCGGAUCUUCCGCAGUUUAAUCAACAGUAAAUCAACCAAAAGGAAUUACAACUUGGACCUAACUAAGGAUCUAGGGGGAAUCAUACCUAAGUGAGUUCCCAAACUGUAAUUAGUAGUUUUACUUAGUUUAGUUAGUAGAGUAGUUUAGUUAAUCAAUCCUUAAUCUAGUCUGCUAGAUAAUGAACUGAAGCUGAGUAA
Molecule: messenger RNA, 4610 nt
Organism: Linum trigynum
Lineage: Eukaryota; Viridiplantae; Streptophyta; Magnoliopsida; Malpighiales; Linaceae
Source: the annotation of a GenBank genome assembly